UCUACCGCGGCGAUCAGAACACACGUGUGAAGCCUCUCUCCCCCGCGGCGAUCAGAACACACGUGUGAAGCCUAUCUCCCUUACCAUUCAGAAAAGAAUAAUAGCGGAAGGAAGGGCAGUUCUGUGAGGCUGGCAGAUGAUAAUGAAGAGGUCACAUUUUUGUAAAGACCCAAACUGUUCGGAAAAUCCUUUGAAGUCUUGUGAAGGCUGUGACGUUGAGAUGAAGCCUAAUGGGGAUCUUGGGAGAAAACUGGAUAGUCAGGGGAUGAUGAUGAUGAUCCAGAGAUUACAUCUGUGCUGAGAACUGCUUUGUUAGGAGUUACACAGUUGGAGAACACCAGUUGACAGGCCAUAAAGUGGCAGUUAAGAUCUUAAAUAGACAGAAGAUUCGCAGUUUAGAUGUUGUUGGAAAAAUAAAACGAGAAAUUCAAAAUCUUAAACUCUUUCGUCAUCCUCAUAUUAUCAAACUAUACCAGGUGAUCAGCACCCCAACAGACUUUUUUAUGGUGAUGGAAUAUGUGUCUGGAGGUGAAUUAUUCGACUACAUCUGUAAACAUGGGCGGGUUGAAGAGGUGGAAGCCCGGCGGCUCUUUCAGCAGAUCCUGUCUGCUGUGGAUUACUGUCACAGGCAUAUGGUUGUCCAUCGGGACCUGAAACCAGAAAAUGUGCUUCUGGAUGCUCAGAUGAACGCUAAGAUUGCUGACUUUGGACUAUCUAAUAUGAUGUCAGAUGGUGAAUUUCUGCGAACCAGCUGUGGAUCACCGAACUAUGCAGCACCUGAGGUCAUCUCAGGAAGGCUGUAUGCAGGCCCCGAGGUUGAUAUCUGGAGCUGUGGCGUUAUCCUGUAUGCCCUUCUUUGCGGCACCCUCCCCUUCGAUGACGAGCACGUGCCUACACUCUUUAAGAAGAUCCGAGGGGGUGUGUUUUAUAUCCCGGAAUAUCUCAACCGCUCUGUUGCCACUCUGCUGAUGCACAUGCUACAGGUGGACCCCUUAAAGCGAGCAACUAUCAAGGACAUCCGAGAACAUGAAUGGUUUAAACAGGAUUUGCCCAGUUACCUAUUUCCUGAAGACCCCUCCUAUGAUGCUAACGUCAUUGAUGAUGAGGCUGUGAAAGAAGUAUGUGAAAAAUUUGAGUGUACAGAAUCAGAAGUAAUGAACAGUUUAUAUAGUGGUGACCCUCAAGACCAACUCGCGGUGGCUUACCAUCUUAUCAUUGACAAUCGGAGAAUAAUGAACCAAGCCAGUGAGUUCUACCUCGCCUCUAGUCCUCCAACUGGUUCUUUUAUGGAUGACAGUGCCAUGCAUAUUCCCCCAGGCCUGAAACCACAUCCUGAAAGGAUGCCACCUCUUAUAGCAGACAGCCCCAAAGCACGGUGUCCUUUGGAUGCACUGAACACAACUAAGCCCAAAUCUUUAGCUGUGAAAAAAGCCAAGUGGCAUCUUGGAAUCCGAAGCCAGAGCAAACCAUAUGAUAUUAUGGCUGAAGUGUACCGAGCUAUGAAGCAGCUGGAUUUUGAAUGGAAGGUAGUGAAUGCCUACCAUCUUCGAGUAAGAAGAAAAAACCCUGUGACUGGCACUUAUGUGAAAAUGAGCUUGCAGCUUUACCUGGUUGACAAUCGGAGCUAUCUUUUAGACUUUAAAAGCAUUGAUGAUGAGGUGGUAGAGCAGAGGUCUGGUUCCUCAACACCUCAGCGGUCCUGUUCUGCUGCUGGCCUGCACAGACCACGGUCAAGCUUUGAUUCCACCACAGCUGAGAAUCACUCACUCUCGGGUUCCCUCACUGGCUCUUUGACUGGAAGCACUUUGUCUUCAGCUUCCCCCCGCCUGGGCAGUCACACCAUGGAUUUUUUUGAAAUGUGUGCCAGUCUGAUCACUACUUUAGCUCGUUGAUAAUCUACCACUGGUUUCUUUCUUUCUGUUACUGCACUGUGAAAAUCACAUAUACUCUUAAAAAUUAGUAUCUCACUUUUGGGUAUUACAUACUCUGCAAUAUAAAUUGAUGUGAAUAUCCCCAGGUGACAUGCCGUGUAUUGAAAUUACCGGAAACACAGAAGUCUGGCACCUUGUUUACUUUUAGAACUCUAUUAUUCUACUGUGCCUAUGAUAAAUUUGAAUAGGUAGUACCUUUAAUGGAUAAGUGUUGAUGAUGUUUGCUAAUUUAUACUUGUGAGCACUACACGUGAUGAGCACACUUCACUGACGGACCAGCUAAUUAGGAGUGGUGGUACCUUCUUCCUCAUGUGUAGUUUGCUUUUUAAAUUUCAAAAGGUGUUAGACUAUCUAGGCACUCAGUUUUCUUGCACAAGAAGAUUAAGAAAUAGAAUGUGCUAAUCAAA
Myodes glareolus (Bank vole) is the source of this 2338-nucleotide messenger RNA. RefSeq names its product protein kinase AMP-activated catalytic subunit alpha 2 (gene Prkaa2). Gene Ontology annotation, molecular function: ATP binding; AMP-activated protein kinase activity. Lineage: Eukaryota; Metazoa; Chordata; Mammalia; Rodentia; Cricetidae. Gene Ontology annotation, cellular component: cytoplasm. The record is from RefSeq and is a predicted model, not a curated record. Gene Ontology annotation, biological process: protein phosphorylation; intracellular signal transduction.